CUGGUUUACCGCAUAGGUGUUGCGAAACACCCGCACGCCCUGUCUUCUGCCUGUCACGGCGGCCUGGACAAACUGCUGCGGAAGCCAGGAGCUCCCAAAGGGUAGGCCCACUUCAUAAAUGGACAUUUCAGAUCUAAAAAGUAAAAAUCCAGACCAAGAUUUUGUGUCAAGUAACCAGCUAAGUACUUGUGAUUGUGACAUUUUAUACUCAACUAGUCGGUUGAAACGAAAUCUUGGUCUGGAUUCUUGCUUUCUGGAUCUCAGAUAUCCAACUCUGACCAGCUUAUUGGAUACUACAGUGAGCAGGUCUGAUGAGGACGCAGCUGUCUGAGGGUGGGGGAGUGCAAAGUUUAAGCUUUGAGCUCCAUGUAAAAGUUCUCUGCUUGCAGUUCAGUGUUACUUGGUAGGUAUAAGCCCAGGGCCCGGCUGUCAAUCUCUGUGGGUUUAGCUUGAUAUCCACUCAGGCCUUUUCUCAUUUUUACUCUGUCUCAUUUGCGUAGAUCAUUAGAGCCUGAAAUGGUUAUUAAUCCGUUCCCCGGGCUCUAAAAGGUUAGAUUUUUGCUUCUGGACAAAGGCUGUGAUCUCGGCAGCUCGUUAUCGGUCGUAGUUUUGAACAUGUUUAGUGUCCUGCGCCCCUGCACCUUUGCCUUUUGUUCCAGAGUCGCGUCUUGCUGCAGAGAUGGGCGAUGCCUUGCUGCACACUUCCUCCGUGUGAUGAGGAACUCGGCCAGAGUGCAGGGGAAGCUCGCCGUCGUUGUCAUUUCCUCCCUCACCUCUCUGCCUUGUCUCUCAGCUUCUCUCUCCUCUCUCUUGGCUAUUCGGGUUCGGGGUGCAUGGUAACUGCGGUGCCGGUUGUACCAUCAGACUCUCGCACACACGCACGCGUGCACGUGCGGGCAGGAAUGCCGGCCAGCGUACGUCUACUGUCGCAUCGGCAUGCCGGCUGAAGGAAGGGGGCAACUGCAGACACGGAGCUCCGAAUUCCCGGAGGUGGCAGCGGUGCCUGCGCUGGUGUAUAAGACCUAUUUAUAACCCCCCAUCCCCCUGCAGCUGCCCUCAACCCCCUCGGUGCAGCGUCAGGAAUAACAACAGCCCGACUGCCUAUCACCUUCCCUGACCCUCUUCAGACCGGACCCCGUAUUGGUGUGUGUGAUACUUGUCCAUUUCACCCCUCCUGUGGCGUUGUGUGGUCCUACUGCCCUGCCCAUUUAGGCCCUCGAGCCAGAAGCUCCCCGCCACCUCAUCCGUCCAUCGGUUCGUGAUCAGCUGUGUGUCCUCCUCCCUGCCCCUCCGCCUUCUCUCCCAUCUCCUUCCCAGCCCAUGACAGGAGACCCGGCAUCAUGGCGUUCUCAUCACGCUUCUCCUUCUGGGAGCAAAAGGUCAAAGACGAGACCAAGCCUGGCCUCAAGAAUUCCAAAGAGAAUCAGUCUAACAGCGACAGCAGCAUGAGCAGCCGGUCCCAGUCUGUACCCAGCCUGAAUCCUGCUCGGGCGCUGCUGCGCGCCAAGAGCCCCGAGCCCCAGCAGGAGCAGAGGAAGAGCCCCGAGCUUCCCCGAGGCCGGCCAUCCUUCCGGAGCACCGAGUCACCUGGUGCACCCGGGCGCUUUAAGAGUCCGGAGCCUCCCAUUCUCAAUGGAGACAGUGGGAGCAAAGGCCCUGAGGAGCAGAGUGUGGGUCCCAGGAAGGUGAUCCGGAGGAUGGUACAGAAGGCGCAGCCCAGCGAAGAGGACGAAUCUGCUACCAAGCCUGCUACAGUGACCCCGAAGCCAGGGGCAGUGCCUAAGGUGAUAGCAAAGCCAUUUUUUAACUUCAAGCAUGACACAAUCAAAAAGGAGGAGAAAGAUGACAUCACAGCUGGUCUCACUAAUCUGAUGGGCCGUGGCCGGAGCAGGGACCCCCGGCCACGUUCACGAAUUAUGCAUGUGGAAGAGAAGCUGGACGACCAGAAGCAACCAGAGGGAAAAGUCGAGGAAAGUUCAGCCUCACUUCUUGCUCAGAAGGAUGAAUCGCAGUUAUCCUCCCCCACUGAAGCUUUACCUCCAUCCCAAACCUCUCCCAACACCCCUCCUGUUGGUUUCAUACCUGCUCCAAAAUCCUCACAGGUGCUCUCCUCUCCAGCUGGAUUAAACCCAAAACCGUCGCCUCCCAAUCCACCUGCCAAAGCAAACACAUUUUCUCCUCCUGUCGGAUUCAUUCCUCCACCCAAAACGAACCCCCUCACGCCCCCUGGUGGAUUUGUUCCUCCACCCAAAGUGAACACCCUUCCCUCUCCUGCUGGAUUUGUCCCGGCAGCCAAAGCAAGCCCCCUUUCACCUCCACCUGGAUUCAUACCUGCUCUCAAACCCUCAUCUCUGAGGAAACCUGAGGUGGUGCAGCUGACCCCCACUGAAGAAGCUCAAAGACGACUGGAGAGGAUCUUCAAUGUGCCUGUAAUUCUCUAAUCUUACCUUCUCCCUCCAUUUCGUCUUCCUUCCUCAUCUUUACACCCUUGCUGCCGUGCCCUGCUAACACUUGUCCUGAAGACGUUAGGCACCCACCUGUCACACGAGCCUGUAGACUUCUUAAGGCGACCCUACCGCGAUCACUUGACACCAACAAGGGUCGUUAAAUUUUUGUGUCUGGCAUACUGAGUCAAAUGCUUGAGGUUGAUGUUCAUUUCAGAGCCUUCUGUGACCUAGUUUUAUUUUAAUUCUUUCCAGGGACCUACGCAUAAAUACAUCAUUAGAUACAUUAUAACAAGCAUCUUUCCACUGCUGCCACUGGCAAUGCAUUUGUUGGCAACCAAAAGGUCUCUGCGAAUAACCAUGGGCUUAUUUAUUGGUGCAAAAUUAUUUAACGCACAUUAUUAUUUGGCCAGUAAGCCGUCUUCUCAGUUAGCCGGGCAUGGAUGUAGAGAUUCUUGAGAAUUGGACUUGGCUGUCCUUGUUUGUCCAGCAGUCCUAGGGCCUGUGUGGGUCGCCAUGGGGACUGCAGGCUACUGUGCCGCCUAACAGUGGAUGGAUGUUAAUGCUUGCCUGUUUUUUUUAUAACUCCUGCCUUUUUCUCUCUCAUGGGCUUUUCUUGCAGUGCUUUCUUUGGGGCCUCCUUUAAUGUUUUCAUCAUUGUUUUCUGUCUUUCCUGUUGUUGUUUUUUUUUAAAUAUAACCGCGAGAGAGUUGUGCUUCACGAUUUGCCUGUGGAGCUAAAACGACCUUCAGCAGUCACAAAUGCGGUUUUCCCAUGCCUGUCCGCCUUUCGCAGCAGAGGUCUCAUCGAACAAGUGUUGCAUCUUGUCCCAAUUUGACCUGGCAUUGCUUCCACAAUAGCGACUGGAGCGUAUCUCCCAUUAGGCUUUGCGUGUCCUGACAUUUCGCCAUUCACCCGCCACGUCCCGUUUCUUGACACUUCCGUCACGCUCUCUUUUUCUUUUUCUCUCUCAUCUCUCCCUCUCUUCUCUGCCCAUUGCUUUUCUGCUGCUGCUGUUGCUGUGGCUGCUGUG
Molecule: messenger RNA, 3477 nt
Organism: Brienomyrus brachyistius
Lineage: Eukaryota; Metazoa; Chordata; Actinopteri; Osteoglossiformes; Mormyridae
Product: histone-lysine N-methyltransferase 2D-like
Exons: 5
Coding region: 1341-2441 (366 amino acids)
Source: RefSeq, a predicted model, not a curated record